Messenger RNA from Quercus robur (English oak), 540 nucleotides. RefSeq lists its product as uncharacterized. The transcript is spliced from 3 exons. The coding region runs from base 1 to 540 and encodes 179 amino acids. NCBI's taxonomy places the organism in Eukaryota, Viridiplantae, Streptophyta, Magnoliopsida, Fagales, Fagaceae. The record is from RefSeq and is a predicted model, not a curated record.
AUGUACAAUGAGAUAGAUGGUGACUUUGAUGACGUGACCAUCAGUACUUUUAAGGUUGGCUUCCCUGCAGAGCAUGGUUUAAGGAAGUCUCUGACUGACAAACCUAUUACCAGUGUGAUUCAAUUAAUGGACUGGAUUGAUAAGUAUAAGAGGUCAGGGUCUGCUAACACCCAGGCGGUUAAUGCAGUGUUCGGAGAACUGGUGCAUCAGCUUAUCCGAGAAGGAAAGUUGAAGCAGCUGUUGCACCAUUCCAGUGGCCAGGCAAAGCAGACAGGUUCAGAUCCCGAGAGAGAUGCUUUUUCAAGACCUCCUCUGGGAACGAUCAAUGUCAUCUUUGCUGCUCCAGGUAGGACCGGCUCUUAUUCCUUCAGAGUGAUGUCUGUGACUCGGGUGUCCACCAAGGACAACAAUUCGGAGCCAAAAAGAGCUAGAAUAGAAAUCCAAUCGGUUCUGGGCUUCUCAGACGAGGAUAAGAUUGGAACCAUCCAACCUCAUGACGAUGCUUUGGUGGUCACACUCAGGAUAGGGGGUAUGAUGUGA